Sus scrofa (pig) is the source of this 4629-nucleotide messenger RNA. It is a transcript of the gene SH3KBP1, whose product is annotated as SH3 domain containing kinase binding protein 1. Gene Ontology annotation, biological process: cell migration; actin filament organization. Gene Ontology annotation, molecular function: protein binding. The record is from RefSeq and is a predicted model, not a curated record. Lineage: Eukaryota; Metazoa; Chordata; Mammalia; Artiodactyla; Suidae.
CACGACAGGAACUCCUAUGUUUCCUUUUUUAAUGUUAAGGGGAAUGUUUCUGUGAGUAUUGACAUAAAUUUAAGGAGUCUCUUUGCCAAAUGACUAACUCUUGCUCUUGGCUCCCCAGACUGGUCCUGGCAGCAGUGCUUUAGCGCGCCCAUAACAGAAACCUUUGCGGGACUGGCCUAAACGAGGAUGCUUGUUGUCUCAUGUAAUGGGGAGGCUGGAGGUAGGGUAGGACCCAAGGGCAUGUGAUGAGCUGCUUCUUGUAACAUCAGAGACCUGUGUUCUUGCUGUCUCUCUGCCACCAUGUCGGUCUGGCACUCGCUUCACCGGAGGGCUGGCUUUUUCUGUGGUUGUCAGGCAGUGGUAGGAUGGCAUCAGUUGGCAGUGGGGCCCUCUGCUUUCUGGUUUGUCACUGGUAUGUAGGAGGGGUCCGUUCCUGCACUCUGAUUGGGUGAGCUUAGUUCCCGUUACCCACUCUGAACCAAUGGUUGACUUAGGAAUUAGGCCACCUCUCUGGAGCUGGGAAUGGGCUUUGGCGGGGACAGGGGUGGGGAGGGGGAAUGAAUGGGCACCUGUGGCUGGGUAGGUUUGUGAGUAAUGGUACCUGGCAUUUUUGAAGCUGACCCUAGCUUUACGUCUCUGAAUUGUGUCAUCAUUUCAGGUCUCACCAGUUCAGGAGUUCAUUGUCAUCUGGUCAGGGAGGCCUCUGAAGUGUACCUUUGGAUGAUGUUAUAGUGCGGGUGAUAGUGGGAUGGUGGUAGCAUUAACUUAUGGGAGAAAUAAAUGAUUUAGGUCUCAUUAGAAAAACCUGUUUGCUUUCGGAUAGACAUGUUUAAAUAUGUCACCAGAGGUGAAUAAUAGAAAACCAUUCUUAUCUAGUUAUUAAGUUAGCUCCUUGGAAUGUCUCGUGGAGGAAACAAAAUAAAAUCUUGUCCUGAAUGUGUCAGUAUUCGAGUUACUCUAUGAACUUGGAAUUAACAGAAAUUGACUUUCUUUCAAGUAUAAUUCAUGCUUCACUAAGCCAAAUAGACAUCCUGCCAGUUAUUUGGACUUUAUUAAAUUUUACUUUAUAUGUUGUAAAAAAAAAAUCGAGGUAGGCCUCUGCUGUGCAGAGUAAUAUAUUUGAUUAUGAGCUGUAUUUUCAAGUCUGUUUUGGAGUGAGGUUUGUCCUCAUGUAAACGCUGAGCGUUUGCUGGUGCAGCUCUUAAUGGUGAGAACGGAUGUUGAAGAAAGCAAACCCCAUGUGCCCUUGGUUUCCAGUGCAUGGCCCCUCCUGGAGGCUGGGUGGAGUGUUUCAGCUGUCUCGAAUAAGCUCCAUUUUGCUGUGACUGCAGCCCUUGUGGUUCUCCAGCUCUCCCCUCCGACGUUAGUUACAACUUCUUCCUAAUUAGGUAGCUCCUCUUCCUCUUUCUCCUCCUGGGUCAUGAAGGUUCCACACUCUCAGUGCCAGAGACCGGAUUAAUUUUGAAAAAAAGGCGUUUCACUUGAUUUGUGACAGAAAUAAGCGCAGAGGAAAAAAAAAAAAAAAAAGACAACCCACCCAGCGUGAAUGUGCAGUGGGAGGGGCGGGCAGGCUGGGUACGGGACAGGAUGCUUAGAAUCAUUCUGUUGCCAAGUGAAUCAGAGACUUGCAGUUCUCGGCGAGCACGGAACACACUCCUGCCCAGAGUUCAGACACAGUCAGCCCGCACUCUCCCCAUCUCGUACUCCACGCUAUGGAGCUUUCCGCAGCCAAAGCCCCGAGCGCUGCAGAUACGUCUGAGAUUGAAAUAAAGAAAGAGAUGAAGAAAGACCCUCUGUCCAGCAAAGCUCCCGAAAAGCCCAUGCACGAGGCGUCCAGUGGAAAUGCUUUGCUGUCUUCCGAAACGAUCCUCAGAACCAACAAGAGAGGCGAGCGACGGAGGCGCCGGUGCCAGGUGGCCUUCAGCUACCUGCCCCAGAACGAUGAUGAGCUCGAGCUGAAAGUCGGCGACAUCAUAGAGGUGGUGGGAGAGGUAGAAGAAGGAUGGUGGGAAGGUGUGCUCAAUGGAAAGACUGGAAUGUUUCCUUCCAACUUCAUCAAGGAGCUUUCAGGGGAGUCAGAUGACCUCGGCAUUUCCCAGGACGAGCAGCUCUCCAAGUCAAGUUUAAGGGAAACCACAGGCUCCGAGAGUGAUGGGGGUGACUCAAGCAGUACCAAAUCCGAGGGUGCCAACGGGACAGUCGCCACGGCCGCAAUCCAGCCGAAGAAAGUUAAGGGAGUGGGCUUUGGAGAUAUUUUCAAAGACAAGCCCAUCAAACUAAGACCAAGGUCAAUCGAAGUAGAAAAUGACUUUCUACCGGUGGAAAAGACUAUUGGCAAGAAGUUACCUCCCACUGCAGCAACUCCAGACUCGUCAAAAACAGAAAUGGACAGCAGAACAAAGACCAAGGACUACUGCAAAGUCAUCUUUCCAUACGAGGCACAGAACGACGAUGAAUUGACAAUCAAAGAAGGAGAUAUAGUCACUCUUAUCAAUAAGGACUGCAUCGACGUAGGCUGGUGGGAAGGAGAGCUCAACGGCAGACGAGGCGUGUUCCCUGAUAACUUCGUGAAGUUACUUCCACCCGACUUUGAAAAGGAGGGGAAUAGACCCAAGAAGCCACCUCCUCCAACCGCUCCCGUCAUCAAGCAAGGGGCAGGUACCACUGAAAGAAAACAUGAAAUUAAAAAGAUACCUCCAGAAAGACCAGAAACGCUUCCAAACAGAACAGAAGAAAAAGACAGACCAGAGAGAGAGCCAAAACUGGAUUUACAGAAGCCUUCUGUUCCUGCCAUACCACCCAAAAAGCCACGGCCACCCAAGACCAAUUCUCUCAGCAGGCCGGGCGCGCUGCCCCCGAGGAGGCCCGAACGACCCGUGGGACCCCUGACCCACGCCAGGGGUGACGGUCCAAAGAUCGACUUGGUGGGCAGUUCGAUAUCCGGCAUCCUGGACAAGGACCUCUCGGACCGCAGCAAUGACAUCGACCUAGAAGGGUUUGACUCCGUGGUGUCGUCUACUGAGAAACUCAGUCACCCAACCACAAGUCGACCCAAAGCCACGGGGAGGCGGCCUCCGUCCCAGUCGCUCACAUCCUCUUCCCUUUCAAGCCCUGAUAUCUUUGACUCCCCAAGCCCCGAAGAAGAUAAAGAAGAACACGUUUCGCUUGCGCACAGAGGAGUGGACGCGUCAAAGAAAACGUCAAAGACUGUUACCAUUUCCCAAGUGUCCGACAACAAAGCAUCCCUGCCCCCCAAGCCAGGGACCAUGGCUGCGGGCAGCGGCGGGCCAGCCUCCCUGUCCUCAGCAGCGUCCUCCCCGCUGUCGUCGUCUCUGGGAACAGUCGGACACAGAGCCAACUCCCCGUCUCUCUUCGGCGUGGAAGGAAAACCAAAGAUGGAGCCUGCGGCCAGCAGCCAGGCGGCCCUGGAGGAGCUGAGGACGCAGGUCCGGGAGCUGAGGAGCCUCAUCGAGACCAUGAAGGACCAGCAGAAACGAGAGAUUAAGCAGUUACUGUCAGAGUUGGACGAAGAGAAGAAAAUCCGGCUUCGGCUGCAGAUGGAGGUUAAUGACAUCAAGAAAGUUCUUCAAUCAAAAUGAAUACUUGAUAAAUGAAAUGUCGCAUUAUUCAUCCUGAGUCCAAGACUCACAUUUUCUGCCCCAGCCAAAAUAACCUUGUGCCAAAAGAUUAAAGGUUUGCCUCAACAUGUCCCAGUUUGAAAGAUUAGCACAAAAGUCUUGAUAGCACAACACAAAUUCCAUCCAAGAGGAGACUCUUCCCCAUGGUUAUAGCCCUGGGUCUGGCACUAGUUGUGACUUAGAGCAAAUUGUGCUAAAGGCUUUUUUACUAUGAGAUCUCACGCGAAACGAAAACUCAGGCAGUUUAGUCCAUAGUGGUACUAUUUUGAUGAUAUUUUCCAUUAAUAAAAUGUAAUUUUAGAUUAUUCGUUUACAAGCUUUAUAAUUUUAUGAUUUUUUUAAUCGUGUUUUGUCACAGGUUCCCCUCCCCCGCCCAGUGUUUGUAUUACACAUAGUCCGGAGCGAGUGUCCCACUCUUUGGCUUUAGGCAGAAAGCUGCCUCGCUUUGUGUCCCCCUCUCGGAUUCUAUUACAUAUGCAAUUUUAGGUCCAACCUCUCCCUUCUCCUGCCAGCCAACCCCACCACCCUAAGAUAAAUUUUAGCUUAUAUAUGAUGGUAUAUUUACAAAAAGAGAAAGAGAAAAUCUGGUAUUUGCAAUGAUCUGUGCCUUCUUUUUACCACCCUCUUGAUUGGAGCUUUUGUGAUGCAGCUACCAUGAUUUAAAACACACACACACACACACACACACACACAUUUUUUUUUUUUAGCCACUUAUCAAAGUCUGCUAGAGGCCACUGUCUUCAAAGCUUCUCCCACCUAACCUAAGGUCCUAAGAGGAGACAGCUGUGAAGUUGGGCGCGCUCUUUGGUACCAGCUGUGACUUUGACGUUCUCCUAGUUUUAGGUUGUUCAUGAACUAGAAAUGUCACCCCUGCUUGAUUUUUCAUCAGCCAAGUUAAACCCCUGCUUCCUGUCCUUUGCACCUUUUGAGUGAACAGAAUAUGCAUUAUUGAAGCAAAAAUAAAUAAAAGUAAAAUGCAAAUGAAAACAAA